UGACAGUGCGUUUCUAUUCUAUUCUAUUCUGACCCUCAGCCAAUCAGCGCCGGGGAAUCCGUCAAAGCCGGAAGUCGUCAUAGCUGGCAAAGCGGUUUUCCCGCGAAGAUUGAGAGCUCGCCGGAGGUGAAGGACUGUUUGACCAGUUUCAAGUCACAUCAUCAUGAGUAAGAGGAAGAUGGAAAAUAUCCGUUUGCCAGUCGGGGAAUGCAUCUCUCAGGUUCAGGAGAUGUUGAGGGAGCGGUUCUGUCGUCAGAAGCUCCCCGACAGGCCGGAGGGAGUGGAAGCUCAACACAAACACCUCCUGGAGCUGCUGAAGAGGACCGCCGUCCACGGGGAGAGCAACUCGGUGCUCAUCGUGGGGCCCAGAGGAGCAGGAAAAACCAUGCUGCUGAAGUGUGUGCUGCGAGACCUGCAGGAGGAGAAGGAGGCUCAUAGAAACCUGCUCCAGGUCCACCUCAAUGGUCUCCUGCAGACGGACGACAGAAUCGCCUUAAAGGAAAUCACGCGGCAGCUCCACCUGGAAAACGCCGUCGGGGACAAAGUGUUUGGCAGCUUUGCGGAGAACCUGGCCUUCUUGUUGGAGGCUCUGAAGAAAGGCGACCGCAGCAGCAGCCGCCCGGCGCUGUUCGUUCUGGACGAGUUCGACCUGUUCGCCCACCACAAGAACCAGACGCUGCUCUACAACCUGCUGGACGUCUCCCAGUCCGCCCAGGCUCCCAUCGCCGUGGUCGGCCUCACCUGCCGGCUGGACGUCCUGGAGCUGCUGGAGAAGCGCGUGAAGUCUCGGUUCUCCCACCGUCAGAUCCACCUGCUGAGCAACCCGACGUUCGCCCAGUACCUGCGGCGGGUCCGGACCCAGCUCAGCCUGCCGGGCCACUUCCCGGACGGCGAGUUCGCUCUGGAGUGGAACGCCGGCGUAGAGGCUCUGUGUGAGGACAAGUCGGCGGAGGACGCGUUACGGAGACACUUCAACUCCAGCAAGGACUUCCGCUCAAUGCACAUGCUGCUGAUGUUGUGUCUGAGCCGGGUGUCCGCGGCCAAACCCGCCAUCACACCUGCAGACCUGCUGGAGGCCAGCCGGCUGAGCUUCGCCGACGCCAAGGCCAACAUGCUGCACGGUCUGUCCAUCUUGGAGCUGUGCCUCGUCAUCGCCAUGAAACACCUCAACGACGUCUACGAAGGACAGCCCUUCAACCUGCAGAUGGUUCACAACGAGUUUAAGAAGUUCCUGCAGAGGAAGUCAAACUCCAUGUAUAAAUUUGAGCAGCCUGUCAUCUUGAAGGCCUUCGAGCACCUGCAGCAGCUGGAGUUCAUCCAGCCGGUCGACAGCUCGUUGGCCAAAACUCAGAAGGAAUACCAGCUGAUGAGGCUCAUGCUGGACCACAGUCAGAUCAUGGAGGCCCUGCAGAAGUACCCACAAUGCCCCACGGACGUCAAGCAGUGGGCCAUGUCGGCGUUCGGCUAGCACUCUGCACGCAGUGGGACUUCACGUUGGACAGUUUGUGCUCGGCGCUGCAGUGAGAGUCAGAGCGGGUGAAGUAAUACCUCCGAGGUUUUGGGGAAGCGGUGAAAACGCGGACCAGAGACGCUUCAGAGGUCGGCCUCGCACACUGAACCGGACCACGGCGCCGACCGGCCAGAAAACAUGGCCGCCGGGAUGUGAAAUCUGAAAGUCAGGAUUAUUUACAUUUACUGUGGAGUUUACUUUAAAUAUUCAGAUAUCACAAAACAUAAAGAAACUAAGUUAUGCAUUAUUGUUGUGGAGGAUAUGAUCAAAUAAAAAUAUGAAUUACACACACCA
Messenger RNA from Pseudoliparis swirei, 1804 nucleotides. It is a transcript of the gene orc4, whose product is annotated as origin recognition complex, subunit 4. The coding region runs from base 164 to 1468 and encodes 434 amino acids. Lineage: Eukaryota; Metazoa; Chordata; Actinopteri; Perciformes; Liparidae. The transcript is spliced from 14 exons. Gene Ontology annotation, cellular component: nuclear origin of replication recognition complex; nucleus. The record is from RefSeq and is a predicted model, not a curated record. Gene Ontology annotation, molecular function: DNA replication origin binding; ATP hydrolysis activity. Gene Ontology annotation, biological process: DNA replication; DNA replication initiation.